AUGUGGGCUCUCCUGUUCGCCCUGGCUGCGUGCGCCCCCGCUGCCGGGACGGGUCUAGGGGCGCUCGGCGACUCGGUCCUGAACUUUUCACUGCCCACGACCACCGAAGCCUGGCUCUCGACCCCAGCCCCACAAAGCAGCCCCGUACAGCCACCCGUGGGGAAAGACAACGGGACCACAGGACAGCAGGUCCGGCUUCGGGUCGUGAAGAAGAAAAAGAUCAUCACAAGGAAGCGAAAGAAGAUAGUUCGGCCCGGCCCCACAGAGACUGCCGAUGCUGCUAGGAACCAUAAAGUUCCCAAGGAGCAAAAACCAGACUGCCCCCCUUUGGGCCUGGAGUCCCUGCGAGUUUCAGAUAGCCAAUUUGAAGCAUCCAGCAGCCAGUCCUUUGGUCUGGGACCACACCGUGGACGGCUCAACCUCCAGUCCGGCCUGGAGGACGGUGACCUGUAUGAUGGGGCCUGGUGUGCUGAGCAGCAGGACGCUGAGCCGUGGCUGCAGGUGGAUGCUGGCCGAGUCACUCGCUUCUCCGGGGUUAUCACGCAGGGCAGGAACUCCAUUUGGAGGUACGACUGGGUCAUGUCCUACAAGGUCCAGUUCAGCAAUGACAGUCGGAGCUGGUGGGGGAGCAGGAACCUCAGCAGUGGGGUGGACGCAAUCUUCACAGCCAAUUCCGACCAGGAGACCCCAGUGCUGAACCUCCUCCCUGAGCGCCAGGUGGCCCGCUACAUUCGCCUGCUGCCCCAGACUUGGCUCGAGGGAGGCGCAGCUUGCCUCCGGGCAGAGAUCCUGGCCUGCCCGGUCUCAGAUCCUAAUGGCCUGUACCCUGAGGCCUCCGCUCUGGGCUCCUCGGACCCUCUGGAUUUUCAGCAUCACGAUUAUAAGGCCAUGAGGAAGCUGAUGAAGCAGGUGAAUGAGCAGUGCCCCAAUAUCACCCGCAUCUACAACAUCGGCAAGAGCCACCAGGGCCUGAAGCUAUAUGUGAUGGAAAUGUCGGACCACCCCGGGGAACAUGAGCUGGGAGAGCCUGAGGUGCGCUACGUGGCUGGCAUGCAUGGGAACGAGGUCCUGGGGCGAGAGUUGCUUCUGCUGCUGAUGCAGUUCCUGUGCCGGGAGUUCCUGCGAGGGGACCCACGGGUGACCCGGCUGCUCACGGAGAUGCGCCUGCAUCUGCUGCCUUCCAUGAAUCCUGACGGUCAUGAAGUCGCCUACCGCAAGGGCUCGGAGCUCGUGGGCUGGGCAGAAGGCCGCUGGACCUUCCAGGGCAUCGACCUUAACCACAACUUCGCCGACCUCAACACACCGUUGUGGACCGCCGAGGACGACGGCCUGGUGCCGGACACGGUCCCCAACCAUCACCUGCCACUGCCUACGUACUACACUCUGCCCAAUGCCACGGUGGCCCCGGAGACCUGGGCGGUGAUUGAGUGGAUGCAGCGGAUCCCCUUUGUGCUGAGCGCCAACCUCCACGGCGGUGAGCUCGUGGUGUCCUACCCCUACGACAUGACGCGGACUCCGUGGGAAGCCCGGGAGCUCACGCCCACACCUGACGAGGCUGUCUUCCGCUGGCUCAGCACUGUGUACGCUGGCACGAACCAGGCCAUGCAGAAGCCGGACCGCCGCCCCUGCCACAACCAAGACUUCUCCUUGAACGGCAACGUCAUCAACGGCGCUGACUGGCACACCGUUCCUGGGAGCAUGAAUGACUUCAGCUACCUACACACCAACUGUUUUGAAGUCACCAUAGAGCUGUCGUGCGACAAGUUCCCUCAUGAGAGUGAGCUGCCCCAGGAGUGGGAGAACAACAAGGAUGCCCUGCUUACCUACCUGGAACAGGUGCGCAUGGGCAUCACGGGUGUUGUGCGGGACAAGGACACGGAGCUCGGGAUUGCUGACGCUGUCAUUGCUGUGGAUGGGAUUAACCAUGACGUAACCACGGCAUGGGGCGGUGAUUACUGGAGGCUGCUGACUCCCGGAGACUAUGUGGUGACUGCCAGUGCUGAGGGCUACCAUUCUGUGUCCCGGAACUGUCGGGUUACCUUCGAAGAGGGCCCUGUCCCCUGCAACUUCCACCUCACCAAGACACCCAAACAGAGACUGCGAGAGCUGCUGGCAGCAGGGGCUAAAGUGCCCCCCGACCUCCGGAGGCGGCUGGAGCGGCUGAGGAAACCGAGGGACUAGAGCAGAGGCUUCUUCAGCUGGGAAUCCUAAGCCUUGGGCAGGCUGGCCCUGUCCGGAACUGAAGGAAAGGGAGGGGCCGGGGAGA
Messenger RNA from Echinops telfairi (small Madagascar hedgehog), 2266 nucleotides. RefSeq names its product carboxypeptidase X, M14 family member 1 (gene CPXM1). The transcript has 14 exons. Gene Ontology annotation, molecular function: metallocarboxypeptidase activity; zinc ion binding. Gene Ontology annotation, biological process: proteolysis. Bases 1 to 2181 code for a protein of 726 amino acids. The record is from RefSeq and is a predicted model, not a curated record. NCBI's taxonomy places the organism in Eukaryota, Metazoa, Chordata, Mammalia, Afrosoricida, Tenrecidae.